CAUCAUCAUCGCUGGCGGAACGUGAAAGCCUUAAUGCCCUACCUGCACCGUUCACACAGCUCGUCCCGGCGAAGCAAAGACAAGACAAUCCAAUCCUGGAGCACGCCAUGCGGUUCAUCCUUCUCAUAAGUCAUAAACAACCGCACUGAAUUUCAAGGAUUCCAUCCCGCUGGUCCAAUUUCUAUUUCCUUUCCCACCGAGCUUCCUCACUCGCUGCGUGCCCGUGUCGGCGCUGAUCGAGAGUGCCAGCCAGCGUCCUAUAUACACCGCCUCAUGGAUCUGUUCACCCUUCGUCCAGCCCGAGCCACCGGGAGCAGAGGAUGCCUCUUGCCGCCAUGGCAUCGGCAUCCUCGUUCCCCUCCCGGUGCCACCCCGCCCUGGCGGUGGCGGCCGCUCUCCUGUGCGCCAUUACAGGCGCCGUCUCUUCCGCGGCCGCCGCCGGCGGCAAUGGCGCUGCCGGCGGGCGCGGGCCCAUCGCCACCGCCGGGAAGAACUACACCAGGGUGUGCGACCCGGCGCGGUUCGCGGCGCUGGGCCUCGACGCGUCGCGGUUCCGGUACUGCGACGCGUCGCUGCCGUACGCCGCCCGGGUGCGCGACCUCGUCGGGCGGAUGACGCUGGAGGAGAAGGUGCGCAACCUCGGGGACCAGGCGGAGGGCGCACCCCGCGUCGGCCUGCCGCCCUACCGGUGGUGGGGGGAGGCCCUGCACGGCGUCUCCGACGUUGGCCCGGGGGGCACCUGGUUCGGCGACGUCGUGCCGGGCGCCACCAGCUUCCCGCUCGUUAUCAACGCCGCCGCGGCGCUCAACGAGUCGCUGUGGCGCGCCGUCGGCGGCGCGGUGUCCACGGAGAUCAGGGCCAUGUACAACCUCGGCCACGCCGAGCUCACCUACUGGAGCCCCAACAUCAACGUGGUGCGCGACCCGCGGUGGGGCCGCGCCAGCGAGACCCCCGGUGAGGACCCCUUCCUCGUCGGCCGCUACGCCGUCAACUUCGUGCGCGGGAUGCAGGACGUCGGCGCCGGCGCCGCCGCCGCCGCCGCCGCGGACCCGUUCGCGCGGCCCAUCAAGGUGUCCAGCUGCUGCAAGCACUUCGCGGCCUACGACGUGGACGCGUGGUUCAAGGCCGACCGCCUCACCUUCGACGCGCAGGUGCAGGAGCGCGACAUGGUCGAGACCUUCGAGCGCCCCUUCGAGAUGUGCAUCCGCGACGGCGACGCCAGCUGCGUCAUGUGCUCCUACAACCGCGUCAACGGCAUCCCGGCGUGCGCCGACGCGCGCCUCCUGACGGAGACCGUCCGCGAGCAGUGGCAGCUGCACGGGUACAUCGUCUCCGACUGCGACUCGGUGCGCGUCAUGGUGCGCGACGCCCGGUGGCUCAACUACACCGGCGUCGAGGCCACCGCCGCCGCCAUGAAGGCCGGGCUCGACCUCGACUGCGGCAUGUUCUGGGAGGGCGCCCGGGACUUCUUCACCACCUACGGCGUCGACGCCGUGCGGCAGGGGAAGAUCAAGGAGGCCGACGUCGACAACGCGCUCACCAACGUCUACCUCACCCUCAUGCGGCUCGGCUUCUUCGACGGCUUGCCGGAGUUCGAGUCCCUCGGCGCCGGCGACGUCUGCAGCAAGGCCCACAAGGAGCUGGCUGCCGACGCCGCCAGGCAGGGGAUGGUCCUCCUCAAGAACGACGCCCGCCGCCUCCCAUUGGACCCCACCAAGAUUAAAUCCGUGUCGUUGGUUGGCCUGUUGGAGCACAUCAAUGCCACGGACGUCAUGCUCGGAGACUACCGAGGUAAGCCUUGCAGAGUUGUGACGCCGUACAACGCCAUAAGGAAGAUGGUGAACGCCACGUACGUGCACGCCUGCGACAACGGGGCGUGCGACACGGCGGAAGGGAUGGGCGGAGCAGCCAGGACGGCGAGGAUCGCCGACGCGACCAUCGUCAUCGCCGGCCUGAACAUGAGCGUGGAGAGGGAGAGCAACGACAGGGAGGAUCUCCUCCUGCCGUGGAACCAGACCGGCUGGAUCAAUGCCGUCGCCGAGGCCUCCCCGUACCCGAUCGUCCUGGUGAUCAUGUCGGCCGGCGGCGUCGACGUCUCCUUCGCGCAGAACAACCCCAAGAUUGGAGCCAUCGUCUGGGCCGGGUACCCCGGCGAGGAAGGCGGCACGGCCAUCGCCGACGUCCUCUUCGGCAAACAUAAUCCAGGGGGGAGGCUGCCGCUGACCUGGUUCAAGAACGAGUACGUGAGCCAGAUCCCGAUGACGUCCAUGGCGCUGCGUCCCGACGCGGCGCGCGGCUACCCCGGCCGGACCUACAAGUUCUACGACGGCCCGGCGGUGCUCUACCCGUUCGGCCACGGCCUCAGCUACACCAACUUCAGCUACGCGUCGUCGGCCACCACCGGCUCCACGGUCACCAUCCCGGUCGGCGCGUGGGAGCACUGCAGGACGCUCACCUACAAGUCCGGCGCGGCGCCGUCCCCGCCGCCAGCGUGCCCGGCGCUCGACGCCGCCAGCCAGAGGUGCGGCGAGGCCGUGAGCUUCGCCGUCACGGUGCGCAACACCGGCGGCGUCGGUGGCGGCCACGUGGUGCCGGUGUACACCGCGCCGCCGGCCGAGGUGGGCGACGCGCCGCGGAAGCAGCUGGUGGCGUUCCGGAGGGUGUUCGUGCCCGCCGGCGCCGCCGUCGAGGUGCCCUUCGCGCUCAGCGUGUGCAGGGACUUCGCCAUCGUCGAGGAGACGGCGUACACCGUCGUGCCGUCGGGCGCCAGCGCCGUCAUCGUCGGGGACGACGCACUGGCGCUGUCGUUCGCCGUCACGAUCAACUUGGCAGUGUAGACGAUUGAUUGGGGGUUAUUUUUACUGAGGGUAAUAAGUAACGGUUAAAACCCAAAACAUUAAAUGUAGCGAGCCAAAAAGUGGAAGCAAGUGUAAUUACUUUACACAGCGCUAUACAAAAGCAGAAGCAGAUCGAUCCAUUAAUCGAUUGCAUUAUUGACAUUAUUUGGAGCGAGGAAGCAAAGUGGGUGCGUAACAUUUACUUUUUCUCGCGGCAGCAUGACAUGUAACAUUCCACAUUCGAAAGUGGUUGAUUUCACUUCUCUCCUUAUGGACUUAUGGUAAUUGGUAAACUU
Panicum virgatum (switchgrass) is the source of this 3133-nucleotide messenger RNA. Its product is annotated as beta-xylosidase/alpha-L-arabinofuranosidase 1-like. The record is from RefSeq and is a predicted model, not a curated record. Lineage: Eukaryota; Viridiplantae; Streptophyta; Magnoliopsida; Poales; Poaceae. The transcript has 3 exons. Gene Ontology annotation, biological process: arabinan catabolic process; xylan catabolic process. Gene Ontology annotation, cellular component: plant-type cell wall. The coding region runs from base 321 to 2837 and encodes 838 amino acids. Gene Ontology annotation, molecular function: alpha-L-arabinofuranosidase activity; xylan 1,4-beta-xylosidase activity.